Molecule: messenger RNA, 1119 nt
Organism: Fusarium vanettenii 77-13-4
Lineage: Eukaryota; Fungi; Ascomycota; Sordariomycetes; Hypocreales; Nectriaceae
Exons: 2
Coding region: 1-1119 (372 amino acids)
Source: RefSeq, a predicted model, not a curated record
AUGGCGCAGACGCAAACCCCAACCUUUAUCAACCUCCCGCCUCCGGGCUCCAGACCAGAGACACCCUCUGAGAUGCCCGGUACUCCUACGAGCACCACAACCUCCCUCUCCGCCCUGUCCACUACAGCCAUCAAAGACGGCCAUCGCGGCCACUUCCUCCAGGGUCCCCUCGGCAGAGGCCACCAGCACAACCCUUCCACCACCAGCCUCGAGGCUGAGCGCGCCGACCGCAUCUCCCGACUCGCCGGCCUCGAGCGCGUUGCUACCCUCCGACCUCCGACCCAUGCGCCUCCUCCCGGCGCAUCCUCCGCUUCGCCGCAAACCACCCCGACCUCGACGACCGGCUUCCCUCCCAACUACCCUGCGACCCAGCGCCUGACUCCCGCCUACUUUGAUAGCAAUGGACAGCCUGUUGCUGUCACCAAGAUGAGUACUGUUGGUACAGCCAGUGCGACCGAGAGCCACAUUGGCGAGGGCGAUGAUGCGCGCACCACGGGCGGCGACCGCGACGAGGAUAUGCUGAGCACCGAUACCAAUUAUCGUGAAGCCGAUUCAGUCACAAGCAUGGGGGGUUACCCUGAUGCCAUGGAUGAGGAUUUUUAUGGUACCGCAACUCGAUCCGUAGGCGGCUACGAUGAUCGAAUGAGUGAUGACGGUUCUGCAUCUCUGGUGGGCUUUGGUGAAGGCGCUGGCAGCACUGUGUCUGGGCCCAUCUACCACCGCCGACCAGCCCCUCAAAUCUGGGGUCUGGAGAGGACAAACUCGGGGCUCAGCGAUGCCCGGCGCGAGCGCGAGCGCGAUACUCAUAUGGGUGGUGACACGCCUGUGAGCAUGUCUGCCCUCCAGGAGCGCCGUGAUGCCCGGAUGGUAGAUGGUGUGGCCACCGACCCUAACCCAGGACAAGGUGCUGAGAACGAUUCCUUCGUUGACACAACCUUCCGAGGGCCCGUGCCGGCGCAGUCACAACCCAGUGCCGGUCACGAAACAGCCGAGAGGAUCGUCCAGCAGCGGCUAGACAGAGGCGAAACCAGAGCACCAGCGUCGGGUCUGGUAGGGCCUGGUCGAGGUGGUGAGCCUCUGGGCAAAUUCUACUUUGAAGGCGAGAAGCGUGAUGAUUGA